AUGACUUCGCUUCUCCACGCAGAAACCGAAUCGUCUUAUUGCAGGUUUGUUGACGACCCAAACACUGAUUACGAAAAAGAAGGGCUUGGACGUCGUUGCGCUAUCCCCAUGACGAUGGUUGAUAGAGAUGGUUCAAUUCUAUAUGAGACGCCAACCUUUGACCUUCUGUAUGUGAUCAUUUCGGAAAAUGAUACGAAGGCUCUUCAGCAAUAUCUCACGAUUGCACCUUGGGCCGUCUCAAUAGAGCCUAUCCCCUCGGAUGAGCUUUGGGCCAUCCCGAGGCCCCAUCCGCUUUCAGACUAUGGCGGCUCGGAUGGCGGUUUACACGAAAAUUACUUCCUCUAUGCGGCCCGAUGGGGAGGUCUCGGUGUACUCCAAAUGCUUCUGGACCAUUGCACGAAAGGCAGGGAUGUCACUCAACAAAUCAGAUUCAAAUCGGAAAGAUUUGAGUUAUUGACCGAGGCGGCCCAGUGGGGCCAGCUCGAAAUGGUCCAAUUCCUACUCGACAACCAGCCUCGAUACGCCAGCAUCCACGAGCGAGACCCCAACGGUUACACUGCGUUAGCAUCAGCUGCCUCUUACUACGAAUAUGGCCGGCAAUCUUCCAAGGAAGGGGAAGGAGUUACCCCUGCCAAAAGCGAAGCAAUUAUGAAUUUGCUGUUAGAUCGGGGUGCCUGUGCGUCUGAUAUCGCUCUCCCAAUGUAUGGGGAUAAGAAAUUACGUAACACUGUCUUGACCUUAGCUGUAGAGUGGGCAGGCUCGCAGUUAAUCAAGAGACUCAUCGAUGGUGGCGCUGAUGUCUAUGCUAAGGUAACAAGAGGCCCAUGGGAUGAGAGUUUCUGGGAUCAGUAUGGCUCCACUUUCGAAGUCAACGCACUAUAUGUUGCCUGCACGCACGCAAACUUCGAAGCUUUGAAGACUCUUAUUGAUUGCCGAGGUUCUGGGGUUGAUAUGACAGAUGUGAUAUGGGAGCGAGACAGUCGUGGAAGCCUUCCUCUCCACUGGGCGACUCAAAAUGACUUGCCAAGGGAGAUUUAUGGGUACCCAGUAGCGAUCAUUCAAGAGAAGGCACGAAAUAUAGCAAACAUCGUUGAACUUCUCUUAGACUUGGACCCCACAACAAUCAACGUUCCAGAUAACGAUGGAAAUACACCUUUACACUACGCUACCCGGUCAUUGAGUCGACACGACAAGCUAUACACUCCUAUCUUCCAACUCCUAUGCGCUAGGGGUGCGGAUGCCAGCAUACGUAAUAACGAAGGUCAAACGCCUCUACAUACCUUGUUUCGCCUCAAUGAUAAUGGUAGAUCCUUUACCCACAAGACUCCCAUCGACAGAGCUACUAUAUCCACCUUGCUCGCCCACGGUGCAACUCCCACCGACGCCGAUAAUGUCGGGGAUACACCAUUGCAUAUUGCAGCUGCAAAUUUACGUUGGACCGAUGCCGUAUCAUAUCUUCUUCAGCACGGCGCUGAUCCCGCUCGACAAAACUUGAGAGAGGAGACAGCUCUUCACCGGGCUGCUGGUGGUAGUUACAUGGGACGUUACUUUAUGAUCAAAGCGCCGGAAAGGAUUAGAGCACAAGAUGAUAUGCUGGCAAGACUAGUCAAGGCUGGAGGAAUGGAGUUGAUGGACUUGGCAGAUGCGAAGGGAAUGAAUCCAAGAAAGAUAUGCCACAAAACAAGGCAGGAAUGGAAGGAGCUCGAUGGCCCACCAAAGCAAAACGGAUAUGGGAGGGGUCGAGGAAGGGGUCGAGGAGCAGUUCGUAGGAUGCAUAAGAUUUAA
Molecule: messenger RNA, 1785 nt
Organism: Fusarium redolens
Lineage: Eukaryota; Fungi; Ascomycota; Sordariomycetes; Hypocreales; Nectriaceae
Product: ankyrin repeat-containing domain protein
Exons: 1
Coding region: 1-1785 (594 amino acids)
Molecular function (GO): protein binding
Source: RefSeq, a predicted model, not a curated record